CAAUUCUUCUGAUAAGAAAUUUACAAUUCAACACAGCAUCUUAUCUUUACCAUCUUACCAACGCCUGACUCUGAGCUUGACUCUCCCCUUUUGGUGCCUACAAACGAGUUCAUUGAAACGAGCAGGCUCAAGACAAGCACCGAAGAAGGAAAUGAUUGCGUGCCUCCGGUCAAUCCAGGCUCUGAAAUUUCCACUCCGCAAAACCACAGCCAGAGAGAACGGCGACGCAUGCCACUUUCACCAGAGAAGGAACUUCGAAACAUGUCAUCUGGGAUCGUGCCCGGCAGCUGGGACGCUGAAAGCCCUAGCACAACCAAGACUCAUGAGUACUAUGAGCGAGAUAUUGAAACUCGAAAGGGCACGACUCGACAUGCUCUAAAGGAAUUCCAUCACCCUAGAGAAAUCUUCGAUUUCUUCAGCAGUUCUGGCGAGGCUCAGCCGCAGUCGCUGAGAAGAGCUGAACCAUCACUCACGACUGAGGAGGUUGGCUCAUUUGAGGAAAACCUUCAACUUCAUCAUCUUGUCGAAGAUCUCCUGCAAAGGCUAUCCGAACUCAAUGAGAACAAACAGAUUGCUGAUGAAAAGGCAGACAGGCUUACGAAGAAAUUCAUGAGCAUGGAGCAUAGAUUGAGCUCCCACAUGGCCCUGGCGAGCAAGGCUAAAGAGCUGGCCGAGGAGAACCGUGUACUCAGAGAACAACUCAACGAUGCCCAGUCCCACAUAUUCGGUCUCCAGCCCUACCGCAAGGAUCUGACACCCGAAGAGGUUGGGCAGAAUAGGAAGGGAUUCAACCUGCAGAAACUUGACCCUCCAGCUUCCGAAGAAGACUUGUACCACAAACUGCACAGUAUGUGCACCGUAGUACCAGCUUUGUAUAUGAGACAGGUCGGACAAGGAUAUGCCCUCAGGAGUCCUAUCGUUGUUAGGAAGCAACAGAUCUUGGUAGCUUGGGGUUCGGAGGAGCAGCGACGAGCUUGCCAAGACGAUGGGUAUUGAACACUUAUUUCGCAUUUGUUUGCGUUGAAGUCCUCAGAAGAAGGUUAACUAUCUUUCUUCGAAUGAGAGGUGAUGCUUGAUGGUUUAGGAAUGACAGCACACCGUGGGACUAACCCAUGACUGUUUACUUCAUGGCAAGGGGCAAGAGAUGUCCUGGGAAACAUAGGAAGGUGACAGCUACAGGCCGGGAAACUUAACGUCGUCUAUUUGCAGACAAACUGGGCUCCAUAACAGGAUUGGUGUGAGCAACUGAUAUGUGUGUCCUAGUAUUUAACAAAGAAACCAAUACGACAUUGAUUGUUGUGCCUCGCA
Molecule: messenger RNA, 1308 nt
Organism: Fusarium odoratissimum NRRL 54006
Lineage: Eukaryota; Fungi; Ascomycota; Sordariomycetes; Hypocreales; Nectriaceae
Exons: 3
Coding region: 229-996 (255 amino acids)
Source: RefSeq, a predicted model, not a curated record